GUUGGUGCCUUGCCUCGCUUUCUGCUGGUGGGUGGGCAGUGCAAACAGGGAGGCUGGCGCGCUGUAGCGGGACUACUUCUUCUUCUUCCCGCAUGGAGGAGACCUCCUUUUACCGCCUGCGUCCACUUUGACUCCCCGGCAGAGAGAGGCACACAAGGGUACAAUGUAGCAAGUUGACUUGCUGCUUCGUGAUCAACACGGGCGGUGAGGACCACCGCCCAGCAAACAUCGGGCCCCCACACAAAUGGACAACCAUGCCUAACGUCCCUUCCUGAUCCCGCCCGCCUGGGUUGCUGGAAGCAUCCCCCAGUUUCUUCACAGCCCCCGUGUUCUCCCGCUGGCGAUCUCGCGAGCAUGGCGACGCCUUUCUUGUGGAAGCUGUCAUCCCAGAAGCUCGGCUUCUUCCUGGUCAGCUUUGGGUUCAUCUGGGGCAUGAUGCUGCUCCACUUCACCAUCCAGCAGCAAGCCAGCCAUGAGAACAGCGCUAUGCUUCGGCAGCAGAUCCUGGACCUCAGCAAGCGCUACAUCAAAGCACUGGCUGAGGAGAACCAAAACGUCAUCGAUGGACCCUAUGUUGGCACCAUGACCGCUUAUGACCUGAAGAAGACGCUCGCAGUGCUGCUGGAUAACAUCAUGCUGAGGCUGGGCAAGCUGGAGUCCAAGGUGGAAAACAUGUACAACGGCACAGGGAGUAAUCUGACCAGCGGCUUCAGCCCCUCCACAGCCAGCUCCGCCAAUCCGGAAAAAGUCAACGUGGCAGAUCUUCUAAAUGGAGCCCAGGAAAAGUGUGAGCUGCCGCCUUUGGAUGGCUUUCCUCACUGCGAGGGCAAGAUCAAGUGGAUGAAGGAGAUGUGGCGCUCCGACUCCUGCUAUUCAAGUUAUGGUGUGGAUGGAUCCACUUGCUCCUUCUUCAUUUACCUCAGCGAGGUGGAAAACUGGUGUCCUCGUCUGCCAUGGAGGACAAAGAGCCUGAAUGAAGACCUUGAUAGAAGGGGGCAGGCGGAAAUCCGGACCAGUUUCGAAGAGCUGUACCAUGUCAUGUCUAAGCGGGAAGAGUUCCGCUGGAUGAUGUUGAGGAUCAAACGCAUGGCUGAGCCGUGGGUCCGUGCCAUUCGAUCGUUGGCUGCCAAGCAGAACCUGACCAAGCGGAGGAGGAAGAAGGUCCUGGUCCACUUGGGUCUGCUUACGAAGGAGUCAGGCUUCAAGAUAGCAGAGAACGCCUUCAGCGGUGGUCCACUGGGCGAAUUGGUCCAGUGGAGUGAUCUCAUAACCACGCUGUACCUGCUCGGUCACGACGUCCGCAUUUCUGCCUCCCUGGCUGAGCUCAAAGAGAUCAUGCGGCGGGUCAUGGGAAACAAGUCCAGUUGUCCCACUCAAGGUGAUAAGGUGGUUGAACUCAUCUACAUUGACAUUGUGGGCCUGACCCAGUUUAAGAAGACGCUGGGACCUUCGUGGGUCCACUAUCAGUGUAUGUUGAGGGUGCUGGAUUCUUUUGGGACCGAACCGGAGUUCAAUCACGCCCAUUAUGCCCAGUCCAAAGGGCACAAGACACCCUGGGGGAAGUGGAACCUCAAUCCUCAGCAGUUUAACACCAUGUUCCCUCACACACCCGACAACAGCUUCCUGGGCUUUGUCGUGGAGCAGCACCUCAAUGCCAGUGACAUCAAGCACAUCGACGAUGUCAAGAGACAAAACCAAUCUCUUGUCUACGGCAAGGUUGACAACUUCUGGAAGGACAAGAAGAAAUACCUAGACAUCAUCCACAGCUACAUGGAGGUACACGGCACCGUCCACGGCACCAGCACUGUGCACCUCCCCAGCUACGUGAGGAACCACGGCAUCCUGAGCGGCCGAGACCUGCAGUUCCUCCUCCGGGAAACCAAGUUGUUUGUGGGACUGUCCUUCCCCUACGAGGGUCCCGCCCCCCUGGAGGCCAUCGCCAACGGUUGUGUCUUCCUCAACCCCAAGUUCACCCCCGCCAAGAGCAGCAAGAACACUGACUUCUUCAAAGGCAAACCCACCUUGAGAGAGCUGACGUCGCAGCACCCUUACGCCGAGGUGUACAUAGGUCAGCCUCACGUGUGGACAGUGGACAUCGAGAAUCCGGCCGAAGUGGAACGAGCCAUCCGCUCCAUCCUCAGCCAGAAGAUCGAGCCUUAUUUGCCGUACGAGUUCACCUGCGAGGGAAUGCUGCAGCGAGUCAACGCCUUUAUCGAAAACCAGGACUUCUGUCACGGCCAAGUGAUGUGGCCGCCACUCAGCACGCUGCAGGUCAAGACGGCGGAGCCAGGGCGCUCGUGUAAGCAGGUGUGUCAGGAGCAGCAGCUCAUCUGUGAGCCGUCCUUCUUUCAACACCUCAACAAGGACAAGGACCUGGCCAGGUUCGGCGUGGACUGCCAGACGGUGGAGUCCAGCGCGGACACGGUGGUCCCGGCCUUCAGCGACAUCCGCCGCCACUGCGUCUUCCAGUCCGACUUGCUGCUCUUCAGCUGCGCCGGCGCCCACCAGUCGCUGCGCCGCGUCUGCCCCUGCCGUGACUACAUGAAGGGCCAGGUGGCGCUGUGCAAGAACUGCCUAUAGCGGCGCGGCGCGUCAAAGGCGUGUCGUGGUAUUUAUUGUUGAGUCGGCACUUCUUCAGGGACGGUCCAGAAGCGGUGGAACAAUACUUGAAUCACCAAAAAGGGAGCGCCGUGCGCCACAUAUCGGGCCACAGGGGGCGCAGCGAAGGGCCCUUUCUUCUUUGAGUCGCUCCACACUGGCAGGCGCCCAGAAGGAAAUAAACCUUGGCGAGUUUUACACUGGAACAAGUUGUGUGUACAAAGAUGUCCUCACACUUGGGGAUAUUUGGACAGCCAGGCUUCAUUUUUUUUGCUUUCUUUUUUUAUUCAUUCCCAAGAUGCAACGUGGUUUUAAAAGGAGACAUGUUUAUGUCAUGGUAGGUAGUGAUAGGUACUCUACCGUAUUACCACACCUUUGUUGCAGCCAAGCGCUCGGCGGGGAAACAAGCGUGGAAUUGGGGAUGUCGCCGUUUCUGCAAGGAUGCCUGAUAAAUUUCCAACACACUAGCUCGAUGCUAAUUUAUAUUGGAAAUGUUAUUAGCAUUAGCCGUUUCACAUGGCGAUAUCAACACAUCCCAAUUUGAUCAUGAAAACUACCACUUACCGUAUUUUCUUGAAUUGCCGCCGGCGAGCUAAUUAAUUUAAAACUUAUUUUCACUCCGGCGCUUACCAAAGGCAUGCGGUAAAAGUAAGCAAGCGCUAAUUAGUUUAAAACUUCUUCUCACUCCUCCACUUACCAAAGGCAUGCAGUAAAAAUUUGAGUGUGAUGUAAGCUUGGACCUUAAAUCCUACUGAAUAGCUCCUAAUAUUCUUCCCUUUAUGCGAUUUCAAAUUACCCGUAUUGAAAUCAGCCUCCUCCAUUUUGAAUAUGAUGACAGGGGAAGUGUCACGAGUUUGACCAGGCGGUAAUUAUAUUGGGAAGCGAGUUUGACCCGGCAGUAAUUCAAGGCAGGCGCAUACUAUAUGUCCUGCGGCAAUUCAAGGAAAUACGGUAAAUGCACCUUGCAAUCAAACAGCCGGUGUGUAACACGUACAAUACUUACAGUAUAAACACUUUGCAGGACUCAACCCUUAACAGCAAAUACUAAGUUUGUCCAUACUAGUGUGUUGGAAUGGCAACUGCAUGCAAAAUGUACAAUGCAAUAUUUGCAAAUGAGGCAUAAGUGUAGGAAAACUGCUCACCGGUAAAUAAAACAACAUUAAUAAGGUA
Messenger RNA from Nerophis ophidion (straightnose pipefish), 3768 nucleotides. It is a transcript of the gene mgat5, whose product is annotated as alpha-1,6-mannosylglycoprotein 6-beta-N-acetylglucosaminyltransferase. The coding region runs from base 355 to 2580 and encodes 741 amino acids. Gene Ontology annotation, biological process: protein N-linked glycosylation. The transcript is spliced from 17 exons. Gene Ontology annotation, cellular component: Golgi apparatus. Lineage: Eukaryota; Metazoa; Chordata; Actinopteri; Syngnathiformes; Syngnathidae. The record is from RefSeq and is a predicted model, not a curated record. Gene Ontology annotation, molecular function: alpha-1,6-mannosylglycoprotein 6-beta-N-acetylglucosaminyltransferase activity.